Lineus longissimus is the source of this 14845-nucleotide messenger RNA. RefSeq lists its product as uncharacterized. NCBI's taxonomy places the organism in Eukaryota, Metazoa, Nemertea, Pilidiophora, Heteronemertea, Lineidae. The record is from RefSeq and is a predicted model, not a curated record. The transcript is spliced from 11 exons. The coding region runs from base 145 to 3750 and encodes 1201 amino acids.
AAUGAAAGUGAAGGUGGAUGGAAGUGGAACUCCACGCCUAAUGUUAUGUGCCAUCAGAAACAUCCCACCAGGGGAGGAAAUAUUGUAUGAUUACGGGCUAAAGGAGCUUCCUUGGAAUGGAAGCCUGCACAUCCAAACAAGUACAUGGCGCGUGUUGUUGAAGCAAGAAAAGAUGACACUGAUAAUGCAUCAAACUCUCGCAUUAUGGAUCAGAGGACUCGCCAUACUACCCACUGCAAGAUUGACAACUACCUGGAAUACGUGAAAAAAUCAAAAAGGGGUCAAUUACGAGCAAUGUGGGAGUCAGCAAUCCAGAACUAUAGAUCGGCCACUACUCUCCUUAGACCAAAGACAGAUGAACAGUGGAUCACUUCCGAGCGACAUGCUGAUUUGGCGGACAUCUACAAUUCUGAUGACUAUUUUUUCCAAGCUGUCAUGAAUAUCUUUCGUGAAGAACUCGUGGAUGUAGAUUGGCAAGGAAAAGUUUUUCUUAUGCUGAUGGAUGAAUUGCUUCAAGAUCUUGAUAGAUUUGUGACAGAUGCGGCCACAUUUGCAGCCAAUCCAUUGGUAACAUCAAGUGAGUCUGUUGAUGACAAGCCGGCAUUUGCAGAAAUACCUGUAUCUCCUGAGUCGCAUUCCUUAAGCUCAGCCGCUGGACCAUCAGAACAGUCAAACACCACACCGCCUGAUGACAUUUCUACUCGCCAUGUAGCCCCAAGAGCUGGCAGUUCGCAAACUGCACCAGACGAUUCAUGUGAGUCAGUGAUGGAUACUUGUGAUGAUGAAGCACUGGACCAUUCAUCUGCUGAGGAUCACAUUCCAGAUAAGGACAAUUGCUAUGGCCCGCGGGUAUGGUCCCUGCUCCCAAACAUGGAUGCGGCCACAUUUGCAGCCAAUCCAUUGGUAACAUCAAGUGAGUCUGUUGAUGACAAGCCGGCAGUUGCAGAAAUACCUGUAUCUCCUGAGUCGCAUUCCUUAAGCUCAGCCGCUGGACCAUCAGAACAGUCAAACACCACACCGCCUGAUGACAUUUCUACUCGCCAUGUAGCCCCAAGAGCUGGCAGUUCGCAAACUGCACCAGACGGUUCAUGUGAGUCAGUGAUGGAUACUUCCGAUGAUGAAGCACUGGACCAUUCAUCUACUGAGGAGCACAUUCCAGAGGUGGCUGCCUGUGGUGCCAGUCCUCCGGUUACAUCAAGUGAGUCUGUUGAUGAUAAGCCAGCAGUUGCAGAAAUACCUGUAUCUCCUGAGUCGCCUUCCUCAAGCUCAGCCGCUGGAUCAGAACAGUCAAACACCACACCGCCUGAUGACAUUUCUACUCGCCAUGUAGCCCCAAGAGCUGGCAGUUCGAAAACUGCACCAGGCAGUUCAUGUGUUUCAAGGAUGGAUAUAUCCGGUGAUGAAGCACUGGACCAUUCAUCUGAUGAGGACUACAUUCCAGAUGAGGAGAUGGUUUCUGAUUCAGAAUCUGAAUCACUCAGAAGUGAGAUCAUCGAUCCCUUGAAUAUGCUGCAACAAUUAAAAGCACGCAAAGAAAAGUCCAAGUUGAAGCCAAUUGAUGAGUCUCUACCAGAUAGUACUUCAGAGAAGGAGGAUGCCAACUUAGCAACCAGAAGUAAAAUCAACAAAAAAAAAUCAUCAAAAGAGUCUGCCAGUGAAAAGAAGUCCCCGGACAGUACCUCUGAUUCGAUCCUGGUGAUGGAGUGCGACAACUCUGAUAGCCGAAAGUAUGACAAGUUGCACUACUGCCCAUUUUGUUUGAAAGGCUUCAAGCUCAAGUUGACUCGUCACAUGCUCUCAGUCCAUAAGGAGGAGUCGGAAGUACAAAGAUGUGAGAUGAUAAAAGAUCAAUCAGAACGGAAUGCUCAGUUCGCAUAUCUCAGGAAUCUUGGGAAUUACCUUCACAACACUGAUGUGAUUCGCAAUGGAAAAGGGACACUUGUUGUUGCUUAUAGACCGCAAAUCUCAACACCUUACACUGACUAUGUUCCAUGUGAAUAUUGCCUGGCAUUCUAUGUCAAAUCUGACUUGUGGAAGCAUGUCCGAAGGUGUAAUAUGGCAACCAAAAAAGAGCCUCGCAAACAUUCCCGUGUUGUUGAAUCAGCCAGAAUGCUGCUGCCGUCAGCACCAGGAGUUUCUGAGGGUGUGAAGGAAAUUCUCUGUUCUUUGUCCCAUGAUGAAGUGUCAAGGGUGGUGAAAAGUGACCAGUUGAUCCUUAAAUUAGCAAACAAACUAUACAAGAAACAAGGUCAUGAUAGGGACCAGUUUUCAGCAAUGCGAAAUACUCUUCGGGAAGUUGCGAGGCUGUUGAUUAAUUUGCGUAUAGAAAGUGAUCAACCCUCCGCUACACUUUCCAAUUUCAUUUGUACAACGAAGUUCGACCUGAUUGUUAUCUCUGCUUUGAAUGUAUCGGGGUUUAAUCCAACUGACCAUUCCAUGAGGACACCAUCGCUUGCAUUGAAGAUCGGACAUUCUCUUAAAAAGUGUGCCAAGUUGAUGAAAAGAGACGCUUUAAGUGCUGGUGACAAAACAGAAACCGAGAGGUGUCAAAACUUCAUUGAAAUGUAUGAGGAAAACUGGACAGAUGAUGUAUCCACUCAUGCCUUGCGCCAACUUGGAGAAUUGAAACGCAAUAAGGUCAAGCUAAUUCCACUAACUAGUGACUGUGCUCUGUUGACCAAGCAUCUGAAAGAUGUUGCCACAAAAGCACUUGCGAAACUCGAGGCUCUUGAAGAUGUGAAGAACUCGUGGCGUGAGCUCAUUGAGGCAACUCUCACACAGGUGAUUCUAUUCAACAGAAGAAGACAAGGCGAAGUUUCUAAGAUGAAACUAGAAGACUUCAAGCAACUACAUCAAACAGGACAAGAAGACAUUACUGGGUCAUUGUCACCUCUGGAACAAAAACUAUCGAAGAUUCUGAGGAGAGUUGAAAUAGUAGGCAAGCGCGGAAGGACUGUGCCAGUUCUUCUCACUGCACAUAUGACAAAGUGCAUAGAGAAAUCGAUUGAGACCCGUACACUUGCUGGUGUCAGUCCAUCAAAUCAGUUCAUAUUUGCUUGUUCCAACAGAAGUUCAGAAGGGCAUAUUAGAGGUAGUGACACGCUACGAGAUUUUAGCACUUCCUGUGGGGCAAAAUACCCUGACUUGCUGAAAUCAACGAAGUUGCGAAAACAAAUCGCAACACUGUCACAGAUUCUCAAUCUUAAGGAAAAUGAACUGGAUAUUCUUGCGAACUUCUUGGGUCAUGACAUUCGCGUGCACAGAGAAUUUUAUCGCCUUCCAGAUGAAACUCUACAGACAGCCCGAGUGUCAAAACUUCUCAUUGCAAUGGAAAGCGGAAACUUCAGUACUCACCAGGGGAAAAGUUUGGAAGAAAUCGUUGUAAAUCCGGAAGAGGAAGUUGAACUUGAUGCAGAGCAAAGUGAAGGUGAAGAUGUCAGUGACAGUGAAGGAGAAGGAGAAGUAGAAGCUGCAAAUGGAGGAGAGUUGGUCAAAAAGCGUGGCAAAUGUCGACAGAAAAGAAAUCACUUACAACCAUCAGGUCAGAAGAAUGAUCCAUGGACAGACCAGCAGAGGGUAGCUGCCAGCCAGUUCUUCAAACUGGAUGUCAUCCGUGGCAAGAUGCCAGGAAAAAGGCAAAUUGAGAUUGCCCAGGAAAAGGAGCCAUGUUUAAGGACAAGAAGUUGGCGAAAUAUCAAGGAUUUUGUACGGUACCAGAUUACUUCCAAAAAGAAGGCUGCAUUGUUUUAGCGUAGAUGGAAUUUUAUUUGGCGUUAGAGAAACUGUCUGACCUUACAUUUGUUGUAGGAUACUUCAGGCAAACUGGUUCAGUUUGGUUUUUCUUGUUGCCAUAUUGUCACCCAGAAGAAUGGCUUCUAUGAGUUCUAUGAUUACAGUACACUCUAAUACAUGGAGAAUUGUUCUAAAAUGAUAUGCAUCUGAUCAGGUGGAGAUACCAAUCAGGUACACCAAUGGUUUACUCCACAAAAUGGCCAUUGUGUACACAGUACAAUGCACGAAGUUGUGCAGGUUUUGUGUAAUUAUGAGUCAUUCAGUUUGUUCAAGGGCCUCGCCACCUAAGGUGACCUAUCCUUGUAAGCAAAGGUUCAUUGAACCUAUACAGGGUGUCCCGGAAAAAAUGCACAUGCAUACUUCCCAAAGAAUGAGCCCUACAUCAAUGGUACCAUCGGAUGGAGAAUCUUUUUGAAAGAAAAAUGAGACCAAGAAAGCUUGAUUUGGUCAAGUGGUUCCCAUAUGACAGCCAUUUUUGUGAACCAAUGUCGAGACCUUUUGUUACAAGUAAUCCUAUGGUAUUAUUCCUAAAUAAUCCUUUGAAUGAGGGGAUUAAAUGUUAUGUAACCAUUGUCACAAAACAUCUGAUUGUUCAAUGGGACUCUAGUAAUCUUUGCUGCUCCUAAAAUGAAGCGAAGAUGGUCCAGCCUCAGUAUGAGGUCAUUUAGCAUUAUCAUCAUGCAUCAGACUGAUGUUAGAAAAAUUAGAGAUUUUAAUCAAAAACACCCAAACCUUACUUCACAAAACUGAAGAUUCCUCGAAAAUUACUGGACUGAAUUGAGCUAUCUAGGUCUCAUUAGCUCACCUCUUAGCAGAGGUGAGCUUAUCCCAUACCGUGGCGUCCGUCGUCCGUCGUCGUCGUCGUCGUCGUCGUCGUCGUCGUCGUCGUCGUCGUCGUCCGUCGUCCGUUAGCAGGGCACGUUUCGUAACUGUUAGAGCUAUUGAGUUGAAACUUGGUACACAUGUACCCUUAUGUAAUGACACCUUGGAGACCAAGUUUCGGUCCGAUUCGUUUCAUGGUUUGGCCACCAGGGGGCCAAACGUUAAAAGUGAAAAUAUGCAAUAUCUCCCUUAAUAGUAGUCGGGAAAUUUUGAAAAAAAUAUGGUAGGUACUUCUAGCGAAGGUGCAUCAUAUAUCCUCCGGGUUUUUGAUUUGACCUCCUUUUCAAGGUCACAGAGGUCAAAUGGUGUAAAUUGGCCGUUAGGAUGAAACGAUGGCACGUUUCUAAACUGCAAUGACUAUUGAUACCAAAUUUGGUACACAUUUACCCCUUAGUCAGGUGAUCUCAGGGACCUAAGUUUGGUCCAAUAUGAUUCACCACUUGACCACCAGGGGGCAAAAUCCAAAAACCUUAAAAAUGUGAUUAUUCCUUAACUUCUUGCCCGAUUGCCACCAAUUUGAUAUCAUGGGUACAUCUAACCACCAUACAGUAUAUGUCACACAGGUUUUUAAUUUGACCUUCUUGUCAAGGUCACAGAGGUCAAAUGGCGUAAAUUCGCCGUCAGGCCGUAACUAUGGCACGUUUCUUAACUGCAAUGACUAUUGAUCACAAAUUAAGUACACAUGUACCCCUUGGUCAGGUGAUCUCAGGUACUGAAGUUUGGUGCGAUCUGAUUUGCCGUUUGGCCUCCAGGGAGGGGGCCAAAUCCUAAAUUCUUCAAAAUGCCAUUAUUCCUAGUAAUGACUUGCCCGAUUGGCACCAAUUUUAUAUCAUAGGUACAUCUAAUUCUAACAACCAUUCAAUGUGUCACCCGGGUCUUCUUUGAUUUGACCUACUUUUCAAGGUCACAGAGGUCGAAUGUACUGUAAAUUGGCCAUUUUGGGGAAAUUGUAAUUGCUUGGACCUACAUCAAACCUAACACUACAUGACACAAUACCAUGCUCUUUAUCCAUCUUUCCUCCACAUGAGGUGAGCACAAUGGCCCUGGCCAUUUCAUUUUUCUUUUAGAAUGAUUCUCUAGCUGAUGGUACUAUUGAGUUAGAGCUCUUUUUAUUGGAAGUAUGCUUGUGCAUUUUUUGGGACACCCUGUAUGGCUGUACUGUGAAGGUUAUCCCAUAUCUUGUACUGAAUCUAAGUUCAUACAUUUGUAGAAUGUCUACGGUUUGUCUGGCAAAAUUCAAGACCUAAUGUAUCAUGUUUAAUCCCUGGACGAAAAUGUUGUUUUCUUCGGCUGAGAUGCUCUUGUGCCGACUCUUCCCAUACAGCCUCAUUUUUGUUAGACAAGACCUUAUUAUCUUUCAGUCCACAAAUUGAACUCAACCUGCAUAUUCAUGUACUGUAAACCAGGAAAAUUUUGUGUUUAAUUUAUUUUGUGAUUAAUUUGAUGGUAUUUGCAGUCGGCACUGAUCCGCAGACUGAAGUAUGCUGCAAAUAUUCUUCCACUCAUUCUACAAAGCAUUCAUGGGCCAUCUGUCUGGGCUCAAAAUUGGAGAAUCCGCAAAAAAAAUUAUGCAAAAUUCCUGGGUAACAGUAUUAAUUGACGUUGCAUUUGUAAAGCACUUGUUGUUCGGCAUGUAGGUUGAAAUGAAUGUUGAGUUUCGGAAAGUAAGUUGUGACCACCACUGCUCCACUGCUCCACCUAUAAACAGAUUUCUGUCCAUGUGCCCUUCAGUCAUGGUAGCCAGCUAUAUCAAGGAGGCAUAUAAAGCUGCCUGAAAGUCAUUCAGACAAUGGACUGUUGCAACAAAAUACCAAGAAUACCAUUUUCCUUGUGAUAGGCUGUCUAUGAGUUUAACCCCUGUUAGAAUCAGCUACGCUUGAAUUUAUUUUGAAAACUUUCCAUGUCUGAACAUUGAACUCCAAUGCCAAAUUUCUGCAGAUAUUCCAUUGCUUCAUUUGAACAGCAUACACAACGAGGCAUCAGAGGAAGCACGUGGUCCCACUGGGAUAUCAAAGUUUCCAUGGUCAUGAUUCAUGUAGUUGAAGGUUAGUCCUAAUGGUGUUGAGGCAGUCAUAAUCACAUGGGUUUCAUUAACACUGCAAGUUCCAUGACGUCAUAAUUCUCUACUGACAUCAUAUCCAGGCUGCCGAUCAGCGCCUGGCUACACCCUGACGUUAUUUCCCAUUGUGGCGGUUACCAUGGCGGUGAUUCUACCCGCUUGCUUCUUGGACCCAAUUUUACAACAUUAUUUGCACAAAAUUGCAACUUGUUUACUUGUAAUAAAUUCUCAGAAUAGGACGUUCUGUACCUUGCUUAUAAUGAAAUAUACCUGCGUGGUUAAUGGAAUUUUUCCUUGCCUUAGGAAGCUUAAAUCGUGGACCAAAGUCUCGACCAAAACUUUGGAGUGCUGACGUUUAUAAUUAUUGGCUCCCCAUGUUGUUUCACAACAGCUGGGGCCAACUUUUUUCAUCUUCCCAAGGGAGCACACAGCCAAAGCACACCAAGUUUUUACUUAAAGAAAGUUUAGAAAAAUUAUCCAACAAAAUUGAUGCUUGGGAAUUGAUCUAGUAUUCACUAUGAAAAUUGCUUAAAAAUUUGUAAGCAAAUUUUGGAGAAAAUCAACUUUCUUGACUUUGUGUACAUUUUCAUGUACAUUUAUGCACAUGUAAACUGUUCCAACAAACUUCCUUUGUUUUCCCUGACAAAUUACUUUUGGUGGCAAAACUUCACAUCAACCUGCUCUUCAGGUCUCUUGGCAAGGUAAUAUGUGACCCGCAAUGGCAAAACCAUACUUAAGUCGCUCUGAACUUGGCAGGGUGAGACGGACUGGUUGUUCGUUUCCCUGUUGUCGUCCUUUUGUGAAACCUGACUACACUAAAUCUGGCUCAGAUUUCACAUAUGAUGAGAAACGUUAGGCAGCCAUCCUUCAUAAAAACGCCUUCAUAGCUCAGAGAGUAAGACCGUCAGAUUGUAACCAGAACUUCCCCAGUUCAAGUCCCAUUAGAACCUUUUGAAUUUCAGAAUCUCUUCCAGAAUUCCCACCAAUGAUCUGCAUUGCCCUGUGGCUUGGUUGUUUUUGGAAUCAAUUGCAUCGAGCCUUUGGGUUCCGUCCCUCUUUCUGGUAGUCUUCCAUAGGGUGUUUUAGGCAUUUGCAUUGCUAUUUCUUAUUUUUGACGUAUAGAGUGCUCUGGUUUUGUGUAUAGGGCCUACUAAUACAGUUCUGUGUUACUAAUACCUCUUUUUUAUGCAUAUAUUGCAUCAGUUGUGAUGUCCUGCACUGCGGUGUAAAUUGUAUGCUUGUUACAUUGUUAGUAUGUUACUGUAAUUAUGUGUUUGAAUACUAAUAAGUAUUCCCAUAUUUUUUGAAUUUUGUUUGGAUAACGAAAAGGUCCCAGUAGGAUCCGUUUCUCAUGUGUACUCUUGUGUGAUGAAAGUUUAGUUGAGGUGUGACUUCAGUUAGAAAACAAAAUACAGAAGUGAUGAAAUCACUGGUGAUUAUUUACAUUAUGUUUUACAUGUAUAUGGUUUGAAUUGGGCUUACUUAGUUUAUGUCAAAUACAGUUGGAAGUUUGGUUUAUCAUACACAUGUUUCUUAAAUGUAGGAUUUGAAAGUACAUGUAAAUUUUUUUGUUUUUUGUUUUAUGUAUCAUCCUGAAAUCUAUUCAAUAUGGACAUCAUGUCGAAUGGGGACAUCCCCAUUUGGUGAAUGGCAUGAUUAGCAUCCUUUACUCACUCUGAAACCACAUACAUGUAUAAGGUGGCAGUCAGGGACACCCAUAUGUCAUUACAAAUGGGGACAAACAAAAACAGUACAUUUUGUCCCCAUUUGUAUUGGGUAGUAUGGUUGUGCCCGCUGUAACACCCAUAAGCAAGGACUUAAUUUCUGCCCUAUCUCUUUGGGGUAUUUUUGUGUUUCACUGUAGAGCAUGUACAAGUCCCGUUUGGACGUCCCAUUUGGCGGGUGGUCACUUUAGGUAUGGAUAAUUAGGAGUGCUGUUUUGUAGUAUUUUGAAGCAAUUUGACAUCAGUGGUAAAUAGAUAAUUUGAAAUAAUUCAUUUUGAAACGCAAAGUGUAUGUGCAUCGUUCGGUUUGCAACCAAUCGCACAAUUCAAGUAUAUCUUCAUACUGUCAUGACUGUAUCCUCAUGUUUGUACAUGGUGAAGUUAGACACGCCCCCAAAUGCUGAGAAGUCAACCUGUUAAGUUAUCUGAUUGGCCCCCACACAAGCCAAGGUCCGCAUUGAGAUUGCCCAGGAAAAGGAGCCAUGUUUAAGGACAAGAAGUUGGCGAAAUAUCAAGGAUUUUGUACGGUACCAGAUUACUUCCAAAAAGAAGGCUGCAUUGUUUUAGCGUAGAUGGAAUUUUAUUUGGCGUUAGAGAAACUGUCUGACCUUACAUUUGUUGUAGGAUACUUCAGGCAAACUGGUUCAGUUUGGUUUUUCUUGUUGCCAUAUUGUCACCCAGAAGAAUGGCUUCUAUGAGUUCUAUGAUUACAGUACACUCUAAUACAUGGAGAAUUGUUCUAAAAUGAUAUGCAUCUGAUCAGGUGGAGAUACCAAUCAGGUACACCAAUGGUUUACUCCACAAAAUGGCCAUUGUGUACACAGUACAAUGCACGAAGUUGUGCAGGUUUUGUGUAAUUAUGAGUCAUUCAGUUUGUUCAAGGGCCUCGCCACCUAAGGUGACCUAUCCUUGUAAGCAAAGGUUCAUUGAACCUAUACAGGGUGUCCCGGAAAAAAUGCACAUGCAUACUUCCCAAAGAAUGAGCCCUACAUCAAUGGUACCAUCGGAUGGAGAAUCUUUUUGAAAGAAAAAUGAGACCAAGAAAGCUUGAUUUGGUCAAGUGGUUCCCAUAUGACAGCCAUUUUUGUGAACCAAUGUCGAGACCUUUUGUUACAAGUAAUCCUAUGGUAUUAUUCCUAAAUAAUCCUUUGAAUGAGGGGAUUAAAUGUUAUGUAACCAUUGUCACAAAACAUCUGAUUGUUCAAUGGGACUCUAGUAAUCUUUGCUGCUCCUAAAAUGAAGCGAAGAUGGUCCAGCCUCAGUAUGAGGUCAUUUAGCAUUAUCAUCAUGCAUCAGACUGAUGUUAGAAAAAUUAGAGAUUUUAAUCAAAAACACCCAAACCUUACUUCACAAAACUGAAGAUUCCUCGAAAAUUACUGGACUGAAUUGAGCUAUCUAGGUCUCAUUAGCUCACCUCUUAGCAGAGGUGAGCUUAUCCCAUACCGUGGCGUCCGUCGUCCGUCGUCGUCGUCGUCGUCGUCGUCGUCGUCGUCGUCGUCGUCGUCGUCGUCGUCCGUCGUCCGUUAGCAGGGCACGUUUCGUAACUGUUAGAGCUAUUGAGUUGAAACUUGGUACACAUGUACCCUUAUGUAAUGACACCUUGGAGACCAAGUUUCGGUCCGAUUCGUUUCAUGGUUUGGCCACCAGGGGGCCAAACGUUAAAAGUGAAAAUAUGCAAUAUCUCCCUUAAUAGUAGUCGGGAAAUUUUGAAAAAAAUAUGGUAGGUACUUCUAGCGAAGGUGCAUCAUAUAUCCUCCGGGUUUUUGAUUUGACCUCCUUUUCAAGGUCACAGAGGUCAAAUGGUGUAAAUUGGCCGUUAGGAUGAAACGAUGGCACGUUUCUAAACUGCAAUGACUAUUGAUACCAAAUUUGGUACACAUUUACCCCUUAGUCAGGUGAUCUCAGGGACCUAAGUUUGGUCCAAUAUGAUUCACCACUUGACCACCAGGGGGCAAAAUCCAAAAACCUUAAAAAUGUGAUUAUUCCUUAACUUCUUGCCCGAUUGCCACCAAUUUGAUAUCAUGGGUACAUCUAACCACCAUACAGUAUAUGUCACACAGGUUUUUAAUUUGACCUUCUUGUCAAGGUCACAGAGGUCAAAUGGCGUAAAUUCGCCGUCAGGCCGUAACUAUGGCACGUUUCUUAACUGCAAUGACUAUUGAUCACAAAUUAAGUACACAUGUACCCCUUGGUCAGGUGAUCUCAGGUACUGAAGUUUGGUGCGAUCUGAUUUGCCGUUUGGCCUCCAGGGAGGGGGCCAAAUCCUAAAUUCUUCAAAAUGCCAUUAUUCCUAGUAAUGACUUGCCCGAUUGGCACCAAUUUUAUAUCAUAGGUACAUCUAAUUCUAACAACCAUUCAAUGUGUCACCCGGGUCUUCUUUGAUUUGACCUACUUUUCAAGGUCACAGAGGUCGAAUGUACUGUAAAUUGGCCAUUUUGGGGAAAUUGUAAUUGCUUGGACCUACAUCAAACCUAACACUACAUGACACAAUACCAUGCUCUUUAUCCAUCUUUCCUCCACAUGAGGUGAGCACAAUGGCCCUGGCCAUUUCAUUUUUCUUUUAGAAUGAUUCUCUAGCUGAUGGUACUAUUGAGUUAGAGCUCUUUUUAUUGGAAGUAUGCUUGUGCAUUUUUUGGGACACCCUGUAUGGCUGUACUGUGAAGGUUAUCCCAUAUCUUGUACUGAAUCUAAGUUCAUACAUUUGUAGAAUGUCUACGGUUUGUCUGGCAAAAUUCAAGACCUAAUGUAUCAUGUUUAAUCCCUGGACGAAAAUGUUGUUUUCUUCGGCUGAGAUGCUCUUGUGCCGACUCUUCCCAUACAGCCUCAUUUUUGUUAGACAAGACCUUAUUAUCUUUCAGUCCACAAAUUGAACUCAACCUGCAUAUUCAUGUACUGUAAACCAGGAAAAUUUUGUGUUUAAUUUAUUUUGUGAUUAAUUUGAUGGUAUUUGCAGUCGGCACUGAUCCGCAGACUGAAGUAUGCUGCAAAUAUUCUUCCACUCAUUCUACAAAGCAUUCAUGGGCCAUCUGUCUGGGCUCAAAAUUGGAGAAUCCGCAAAAAAAAAUUAUGCAAAAUUCCUGGGUAACAGUAUUAAUUGACGUUGCAUUUGUAAAGCACUUGUUGUUCGGCAUGUAGGUUGAAAUGAAUGUUGAGUUUCGGAAAGUAAGUUGUGACCACCACUGCUCCACUGCUCCACCUAUAAACAGAUUUCUGUCCAUGUGCCCUUCAGUCAUGGUAGCCAGCUAUAUCAAGGAGGCAUAUAAAGCUGCCUGAAAGUCAUUCAGACAAUGGACUGUUGCAACAAAAUACCAAGAAUACCAUUUUCCUUGUGAUAGGCUGUCUAUGAGUUUAACCCCUGUUAGAAUCAGCUACGCUUGAAUUUAUUUUGAAAACUUUCCAUGUCUGAACAUUGAACUCCAAUGCCAAAUUUCUGCUGAUAUUCCAUUGCUUCAUUUGAACAGCAUACACAACGAGGCAUCAGAGGAAGCACGUGGUCCCACUGGGAUAUCAAAGUUUCCAUGGUCAUGAUUCAUGUAGUUGAAGGUUAGUCCUAAUGGUGUUGAGGCAGUCAUAAUCACAUGGGUUUCAUUAACACUGCAAGUUCCAUGACGUCAUAAUUCUCUACUGACAUCAUAUCCAGGCUGCCGAUCAGCGCCUGGCUACACCCUGACGUUAUUUCCCAUUGUGGCGGUUACCAUGGCGGUGAUUCUACCCGCUUGCUUCUUGGACCCAAUUUUACAACAUUAUUUGCACAAAAUUGCAACUUGUUUACUUGUAAUAAAUUCUCAGAAUAGGACGUUCUGUACCUUGCUUAUAAUGAAAUAUACCUGCGUGGUUAAUGGAAUUUUUCCUUGCCUUAGGAAGCUUAAAUCGUGGACCAAAGUCUCGACCAAAACUUUGGAGUGCUGACGUUUAUAAUUAUUGGCUCCCCAUGUUGUUUCACAACAGCUGGGGCCAACUUUUUUCAUCUUCCCAAGGGAGCACACAGCCAAAGCACACCAAGUUUUUACUUAAAGAAAGUUUAGAAAAAUUAUCCAACAAAAUUGAUGCUUGGGAAUUGAUCUAGUAUUCACUAUGAAAAUUGCUUAAAAAUUUGUAAGCAAAUUUUGGAGAAAAUCAACUUUCUUGACUUUGUGUACAUUUUCAUGUACAUUUAUGCACAUGUAAACUGUUCCAACAAACUUCCUUUGUUUUCCCUGACAAAUUACUUUUGGUGGCAAAACUUCACAUCAACCUGCUCUUCAGGUCUCUUGGCAAGGUAAUAUGUGACCCGCAAUGGCAAAACCAUACUUAAGUCGCUCUGAACUUGGCAGGGUGAGACGGACUGGUUGUUCGUUUCCCUGUUGUCGUCCUUUUGUGAAACCUGACUACACUAAAUCUGGUUCAGAUUUCACAUAUGAUGAGAAACGUUAGGCAGCCAUCCUUCAUAAAAAAGCCUUCAUAGCUCAGAGAGUAAGACCGUCAGAUUGUAACCAGAACUUCCCCAGUUCAAGUCCCAUUAGAACCUUUUGAAUUUCAGAAUCUCUUCCAGAAUUCCCACCAAUGAUCUGCAUUGCCCUGUGGCUUGGUUGUUUUUGGAAUCAAUUGCAUCGAGCCUUUGGGUUCCGUCCCUCUUUCUGGUAGUCUUCCAUAGGGUGUUUUAGGCAUUUGCAUUGCUAUUUCUUAUUUUUGACGUAUAGAGUGCUCUGGUUUUGUGUAUAGGGCCUACUAAUACAGUUCUGUGUUACUAAUACCUCUUUUUUAUGCAUAUAUUGCAUCAGUUGUGAUGUCCUGCACUGCGGUGUAAAUUGUAUGCUUGUUACAUUGUUAGUAUGUUACUGUAAUUAUGUGUUUGAAUACUAAUAAGUAUUCCCAUAUUUUUUGAAUUUUGUUUGGAUAACGAAAAGGUCCCAGUAGGAUCCGUUUCUCAUGUGUACUCUUGUGUGAUGAAAGUUUAGUUGAGGUGUGACUUCAGUUAGAAAACAAAAUACAGAAGUGAUGAAAUCACUGGUGAUUAUUUACAUUAUGUUUUACAUGUAUAUGGUUUGAAUUGGGCUUACUUAGUUUAUGUCAAAUACAGUUGGAAGUUUGGUUUAUCAUACACAUGUUUCUUAAAUGUAGGAUUUGAAAGUACAUGUAAAUUUUUUUGUUUUUUGUUUUAUGUAUCAUCCUGAAAUCUAUUCAAUAUGGACAUCAUGUCGAAUGGGGACAUCCCCAUUUGGUGAAUGGCAUGAUUAGCAUCCUUUACUCACUCUGAAACCACAUACAUGUAUAAGGUGGCAGUCAGGGACACCCAUAUGUCAUUACAAAUGGGGACAAACAAAAACAGUACAUUUUGUCCCCAUUUGUAUUGGGUAGUAUGGUUGUGCCCGCUGUAACACCCAUAAGCAAGGACUUAAUUUCUGCCCUAUCUCUUUGGGGUAUUUUUGUGUUUCACUGUAGAGCAUGUACAAGUCCCGUUUGGACGUCCCAUUUGGCGGGUGGUCACUUUAGGUAUGGAUAAUUAGGAGUGCUGUUUUGUAGUAUUUUGAAGCAAUUUGACAUCAGUGGUAAAUAGAUAAUUUGAAAUAAUUCAUUUUGAAACGCAAAGUGUAUGUGCAUCGUUCGGUUUGCAACCAAUCGCACAAUUCAAGUAUAUCUUCAUACUGUCAUGACUGUAUCCUCAUGUUUGUACAUGGUGAAGUUAGACACGCCCCCAAAUGCUGAGAAGUCAACCUGUUAAGUUAUCUGAUUGGCCCCCACACAAGCCAAGGUCCGCAUGCAAUGACGCCAAGGGUUGGGCGAUGAAAUGGCAAGAUGGCAUUGACAUGAUUGAGGCCAUUCAACAAACACCUUUCUUUGUCAUUGUUUGCAGUGUCAAAUGGGGACCACAGCCCACCUGGUCCUGUCAAUCUUGGGACGUCCCCAAUUGGCGAAUGGCAAUAUCGGCACCCUUUAAACUCAUAUCACCGUGUAAAAGUACGUCACCAUUUGGCUUAAUACAGUCCCCAUUUGUCCAGUGUGGGUUCAACACAUACAAGGUGAGGGUCCCCAUUUGGCCGGAUAGCACAGAUUGCCAAAUGGGGACGUCCCCGUUCGACACCAUAUACAUGAAUGCCAUGGUAUUGGGGGUGUGUCCUAACUUCACCUUACAACAGGAGGAUACCAUGUAUUUGUGUAUAUGCUGUAUCAAUUACAUGUUAGCUGAGCAACCUUGCAAUUCUCUGUUUCUAUUGUUGCUGUUGUAGUAUUUUGAUUAGUCUGUCAUGUCUUUGAAACAAUUCAUAUCCAGGUUAACAUGAAUAAUCAUACUUUUAUGUUGGUGGUCCAUUCUUCUCCAAGAAUCACCUGUCAGUGAUCUCUGUUCAUUCAUCUUGAUCCAUUUUUCAGCUCAUCUUAGUGUUCAUGGUGUUAAUUUUAAUUGAAUAAA